UGUGUUAACCUGCCCAUCAUCGGAAGACGUUGAAUGAAACCCGCUGCUGUUUCAGCAGUACAUAUAAUUUGUUUUUCUCUUGAAAUUAUUAAUUUAUAACAACAUAAAUAUGUCUGAUCCUGAGGAUGAUUUCAUGUGUGAGGAAGAGGAAGAUUAUGGACUGGAGUACUCGGAGGAUUCAAACUCAGAACCAGACGUUGAUUUGGAGAAUCAAUACUACAACAGCAAAGCACUGAAGGAGGAUGAUCCCAAGGCGGCAUUAGCAAGUUUUCAAAAGGUUCUUGAUCUUGAGAAUGGGGACAAAGGAGAAUGGGGAUUUAAGGCACUCAAACAAAUGAUAAAGAUUAACUUUAAAUUGAAUAAUUACAAAGAGAUGAUGGCCAGGUACAAACAAUUGUUGACGUACAUUAAGAGUGCUGUUACGAGAAAUCACUCUGAGAAGUCGAUAAACUCGAUCCUGGAUUACAUUAGCACUUCGAAAAAUAUGGAAUUAUUGCAAGACUUCUACGAAACCACACUGGAUGCUCUCAAGGAUGCUAAGAAUGAUCGAUUAUGGUUCAAAACAAAUACGAAGCUGGGAAAAUUAUACUUUGAUCGGUCAGAUUUUAAUAAGUUAGCAAAAAUAUUGAAACAAUUGCAUCAAAGUUGCCAGACUGAUGAUGGGGAAGAUGACUUGAAGAAAGGUACACAGUUGUUAGAGAUUUACGCUCUAGAGAUUCAGAUGUAUACAGCACAGAAGAACAAUAAGAAAUUGAAGACACUUUAUGAACAGAGUCUGCAUAUUAAAAGUGCCAUUCCACAUCCACUCAUUAUGGGAGUAAUUAGAGGUAUUGAACAACAAACUACUUCAUUGCAACAUAAAAAUGGAAGAACGACUUUAGUGGAACAUAAAGUCUUAAUAUCUCAGCUGAUUAUCGAAAAAACCAGUAAUGUUAAAAAAUAUUCAAAUAAUACAUUCCAGACUCUUUUGUUCCACUAAAAAAUUGCUCCGAGGAGGGUCAUUUGGCAUUGUCAGAAGGAAUUGCUUGUUAUGAAGAUAAUUUCUGCAUCAAAUGGGGUAAAACUGUAAUAUGUAAAAAAUGACAUCUUGCUCGAGUAUGCAAUUGUCUCAGGCGCGAAUAAUUUUAGAAUGAAGUAUUGUGAACGUUGCUUACAGUCUAAAAAAUUUCCGACAGAGCAGUCUUUCAAAGCACUGGAUCAAAAUCAUUUAUUUCCGAGCUAAUGGGUUAAUUAAAAAUGUUUAUUCAAAACAGCAAGGAUUAAACAAAUUUUUGUUGUUUUUCAACUAAUAAAAAGAGUAAACUUCUUCAGGUUGAUAAAAGUGUUUAUCAACCCACCAAAGUUAAUGGUUCUGGAAUAAAAAAUAUAAUAUGUA
Diachasma alloeum is the source of this 1375-nucleotide messenger RNA. RefSeq names its product COP9 signalosome complex subunit 2. Bases 110 to 979 code for a protein of 289 amino acids. NCBI's taxonomy places the organism in Eukaryota, Metazoa, Arthropoda, Insecta, Hymenoptera, Braconidae. The transcript is spliced from 5 exons. The record is from RefSeq and is a predicted model, not a curated record. Gene Ontology annotation, biological process: protein deneddylation. Gene Ontology annotation, cellular component: COP9 signalosome.